This is a messenger RNA of Panicum virgatum (switchgrass), 1081 nucleotides long. Its product is annotated as serine/threonine-protein phosphatase 7 long form homolog. Gene Ontology annotation, biological process: meristem development; meristem maintenance. The record is from RefSeq and is a predicted model, not a curated record. NCBI's taxonomy places the organism in Eukaryota, Viridiplantae, Streptophyta, Magnoliopsida, Poales, Poaceae. Bases 14 to 982 code for a protein of 322 amino acids. The transcript is spliced from 4 exons.
UGGAUGGAGGGAUAUGGUGGAGGCACACAUUGGGAUUCGACCUCCAGAACCACCUGAGGGAGUCAAGGACAGGAAGACCUCAAGGGUUAGCUCGGCUUGGUUGAAGCAGAAUUUCAACCAUUGUCCUCAGGGAGCACCUCAGGAGGCUAUAGAGCGGUAUGCUCGCGUGUGGUUGUGGCACCUAUUAGGGGGCUUCCUGUUUCCCGAUGGUUCUGGAAACAUCAUCUCAUGGAUGGUCCUUCCAAUUCUGGGACAGCAGUGGGAGAACAUCGCUCAGUAUAGCUGGGGGUCGGCAGCACUAGGGUGGCUUUACCGGCUGCUUUGUGACGCAUGUCGGCGUGCUGGCAAUGACUCGAACCUAGGAGGUUGUGCAUACCUCUUGCAAAUCUGGAUUUGGGAGCGGUUUCCAGUCGGCUGGCCAUACCGUGGUGAACUAGAGGCGUGGCCGCACCAUGAUCCUGAGUCGUGGCCCACCGUUGGUUACUACUGGAAGAACAUUGGAGCUGUCAGAGGGGAUCCUUUGCGCCGGUACAUGCGUUACAUGGACGACCUAGACUGCCUCACACAAAAUCAGAUUUUUUGGACACCGUAUAGUCGAGACGAGCUGGAGGAGUUGGGAGUUAGUCACAUUUGUAGAAGAGAUGCAGAACUGUGGAGGACGUGUGUUCCUUUGAUUUUCUACUUCGUAGUCGAGCUCCACUUACCGCACCGUGUUAAGAGACAGUUCUCAAGACUGCAUGACUUCCCUCCGGAGGCUAUUUCUACUUCCCAAGCAUUGCAUCGAAUUGACAGGAAGAAACGCUACACUGAGAAUGAUUGGCGUGUCAAACACGCACUGCCUCUAGCACAGUGGGACCAGAGGCAAAGGAUGGAUCCGGAACUUGGACCAGCACAUAGGCACAACCAUUACAAGGAAUACCUUCGUUGGUUCCAUUCAGUCACUAGAGUUUCAAUCAAGCCGCCAGGUCAACUGAGCCUAUAGAAGACCAUGCGGACACGGAUGAUGAUGAUGACAUCGCCGACGAGUACGAUGACAUCACACGCGGAGGAGUGCAGCCCGAGAGGGGCCCUUUACAGAACU